GGCGGUUUGAAAGUUUCUUCCAUCUUGAAUCUUUAUUCUUUUUCGAAACGGUCUCGCGUGUGAAGCCGGCUUGAAUCCAACAUUCCAUUAAACGUUACGUUAUUUCUACUUAAUCUAAAAUAAUACGGGGUUCCAUUUAAUUGCCAUGUGUUAAAAUACAAAAUUUUCGGUCAAUAGGUUUUCCAGAUCAGAAUGAACUAGGUAGGAAGUUUUUAAGUGUAGGCUAUCUUUUCAAAGUAUAGAAUGUGGGGAAUGGCGUGUACCUAAUGCAAAGUUGCUGACUAUGAAAAUCACUGAUUGAGUGAGGCAUCAGUCAUGUAGUUAUGCUGAUUAUAUGUUCUAAAUUAGCAAAACUGUGCUUUAGACAAGUUGGAGGCUUACAACCAUACAUUAGAUGUUUUUUCACUCUAGCCCUGAACAAUAACGUUAAAAUGGCAGUACCUAGUCGAGCCAGAGUUUAUGCGGAUGUAAACUCUCACAAACCCAGGGAAUAUUGGGAUUAUGAAAGCUAUGUGGUGGACUGGGGACAACAAGAUGAUUACCAGUUGGUUCGAAAAUUAGGAAGGGGAAAAUAUAGUGAAGUUUUUGAAGCUAUAAAUGUAGUUAAUAAUGAAAAAUGUGUAGUCAAAAUAUUGAAGCCUGUCAAAAAGAAGAAAAUUAAAAGAGAAAUUAAAAUAUUGGAAAACCUUAGAGGUGGUACAAAUAUAAUUACUUUAGAGGCAGUGGUUAAAGAUCCAGUAUCUAGGACGCCUGCCUUAAUUUUUGAACAUGUUAACAAUAUUGAUUUUAAACAGCUAUACCAAACCCUAACUGAUUUUGAUAUAAGAUUCUAUCUUUAUGAACUGCUCAAGGCCCUAGAUUACUGCCAUAGCAUGGGAAUAAUGCAUAGGGAUGUAAAACCACAUAAUGUUAUGAUUGAUCAUGAGAAUAGAAAGUUACGAUUAAUUGAUUGGGGUUUAGCAGAAUUUUAUCAUCCUGGGCAAGAGUACAAUGUUCGUGUUGCUUCCAGAUACUUCAAAGGGCCAGAAUUGCUUGUAGAUUAUCAGAUGUACGAUUACUCCUUGGACAUGUGGUCUUUAGGCUGUAUGCUCGCAUCUAUGAUAUUUAGAAAGGAACCUUUUUUUCACGGACAUGAUAAUUAUGACCAGUUAGUUCGUAUUGCCAAAGUAUUAGGAACUGAAGAACUUUUCGAAUAUCUUGAUAAAUACCAUAUAGAAUUAGAUCCUCGAUUUAACGAUAUUUUAGGAAGGCACUCGAGGAAAAGAUGGGAACGAUUUGUGCAUAGUGAAAAUCAACAUUUAGUAUCUCCUGAAGCUCUAGACUUUUUGGAUAAGCUCCUGCGAUAUGACCAUUUAGAACGUUUAACAGCUAGAGAUGCUAUGGAACAUGCCUAUUUUUAUCCUGUAGUGAAGGAACAAUGCAGAAUGUUGUCUACGGUGUCUUCUUCUCCUACACCAGUUCCGGCUGGUUUGUCUAUUGGAGCAGGAGAGUAGGUUCUUAUGAAAUUGAAAAGAAAACUAGAUUAUAAAGGGCGGUCAAGAAGAGUGCAGCAUUUAAUUCUUGAAUAAAAUGUGUAUUUCAACUUCAAAUUCAAAAUGCAUGAAACGAACAGUUUUUGAGGAGCUUGAAGUGGGAUUUAUACAUUCCGUACUGUAUCCAUAAAGUAAUCUCAACAAACCAACGCAUUCCAAAAAUUACAAUGUAUACAUUUAUCGCAGUAUAAUAUGGCGCAUGCGUCGUGAAUUGUUAAAAAUAAGUAAUUAAUUAUUGUUAUAUUUACAAUAUUUGCAUGCCCUUUUCUGAUACCGAAGGCCUCAAUGGUCAUACCUGAGGUUUGCCAGCAGCUGGGAGCUUUUUUAUUUUGUUAUUUUUUAAAUUUAUUUAUGCAGCGUUUUCAUUGGUCCAACGCAACGCAAAAAGUUAAAAGGUGUGUUAAAGUACGAAUUGUUUCACCUCAAGUUUCAACUAAUUGCUUAUUUUCAACUUCUCAGGGUAGAGCUAUGAUUCUGGUGCAUCAAUCUAUAAAUUGAGCCCAAGCCACUUCAAAAACCAUAUUGUUGAUAAAACUGAAUGUGUAGAAAUUUCAGUACGACUUUGAGAAAGGAACAGUGCCAUUUUCAGAAAUUAGGUUUAUUAUACAGUGCCCGCGAAAAAGUCUGCACCAUAUGAAAUUUUUUUCUGCUCAUCCUUACUUCAUAUCGGUUUUCGGCAUUAGGUUCUGCAGGACUGAAAACCAAAAAAAUACCUAAAAUUUUUGACUCGAGUCUUGCCUCAAAUGCCAUUUGAAAAUUUCGAACAAGGAAAAGUGGCAUUUUUAUAAAAAAAUAUGAAAAAAUUUUAUAAGAAAAUAUUGUUCCAAAUGACAUUUAGGAAUAGUUUAUAAACAAACAAUAUGAAAUUUCAAUUUGAGAAAUCUAAAAUUUUCAAAAUAGUCCAGAGGCGUAUCAGAAUUUUAAUAGAAAUAUUUCUUUUUGAUGUUCAAACUCUUAAUUAGAUUAUUAAGCUUUAAAAAACCAUUAGUCAGAUACAAACUAAUUAUUUUAGAGGAAUGGUCGCGAAAGAAAUCCUAAAAAUAUUAUUUUUCCGUAGAUAUUCGAAAAAAAUUAAAAAAAAAAAAAAACUAAUUUUUUUCAAAGUAAAAAUAUCAAAUUAGACUAAAAAUGUCAUUUGGAACAAUAUUUUCUUAUAAAAUUUUUUCAUAUUUUUUAUAAAAAUGCCACUUUUUCUUGUUUGAAAUUUUCAAAUGGCAUUUGACAGGUGUGAGGUAAGUCUCGAGUCAAAAAUUUUAGGUGUUUUUUUGGUUUUCAGUCAUGCAGAACCUAAUACCGAAAACUGAUUUGAAGUAAGGAUGAGCAUAAAAAAAAUUCCCAUAUGGUGCAGACUUUUCCGCGGGCACUGUAUAGACAAGAGGAUCAAUCAAAUAUGUUUGGUUGUUUUGGAUAAUUUUCACAAUUAUUUAUUUAAUACCAGGACUUCUAUUGUUUUUCAAACAACAUUCUUUCAUUUUUAUUAAACAUUUUUAUCGCGUUGUAGAGUUCGUCAUUAAAUCAAAUGUGGAUUGGGCAAGUGCAGCACUCGCUGGCGGCGAGUACCAUACUGCCAGUUUCCUAUAUUUUUUGAAGACAACAUUCAGGAACAAAAAUACAGGAAUUAAAAUCCUAUUUUACAAAAAUAUAGGUCUGCAUGACCAGAACCCCACACACAUUUCUGGAACACAAAUAAUACUGUUCUAAAAAGAGUGUUCGUACAAGAUCCCCAGUAGCAAAUUCUGUAGGAUAUAUUGGAUUGAAUUAAAGAAAAAUAGAUGUUAACCACAUUCUGAUAAUUAUCAUGUUUACAGAAAGGUUGUCGCCAAUGACAUCAAAACACAGAUAGACGGAUCAUCCCAUUCAUAAACUAUUAUUUGUUGUGUUGACAAGACCACCCAUGGGCCAGGGGAGGUGAGUUGCUCGCGGGGUCGGGGUAGGGAGACAUCAUUGCUCAAAAUGGUGUAAAAAACCCCGCCCACACGUGAAUAUAUCUCGAAAUUUAAUUGGAUGAAUAAAUAAAAUAACAAAUUGACAAAUAAACUGAAAAUAUUCGAUACGAGCCCUUUAUUCUGGGAGUACCAAUAUCGUGUUAGUCGUUUCUUGUUUAACGCUAAUGAAUAAUCCCUGUUUGCAAUAAAGAUAGCUAGCUACUACAAUCAACACCUGCCUGCCAUGCAACAAGCCGCUUCUGGGCGGUGUUUUGCUUUAAUCUGCUGUUGCCAAAUUGAGUUCAGAAAUAAAAUUGAAAAUGUUAAUUAGAGGAGAAAAAUAUAUUAUUUAGGGAUUCAAGACAAAAUUUGGCAUUCUCAGUGGUGGGGAUAGCACAAAGACCCAAAAGAGACAGAGAGAUGUUGUCAUACGAAAAUUUUGUUUAUUGUUCGGUCUAUCUGUGUUUUGAUGUCAUUGGUUGUCGCUCACUGGAGCGCAGCGCACGGCAGUAGAGGACUUUUCAAAUACAUUGUUUUAAAUGGGAGUACGCUCACUUGUCGGAAGAGCACCGAUCGGCAUACUCCCAUUUAAAACAAUGUGUUAUGAAAAGUGCUCUACGCCGCGCUUCCGUGCGCUGCGCUUCAGUGAGCGUCAGCCUUUAAAGGUUGUCGCUCACUGGAGCGUAGCGCACAGCAGCGCGGCGGAGAGGACUUUUUAAAUACAUUGUUUUAAACGGGAGUACGCUCACUUGUCGGAAGAGCGCCGAUCGGCAUACUCCCGUUUAAAACAAUGUAUUAUAAAGAGUCCUCUACGCUGCGCUUCCGUGCGCUGCGCUCCAGUGAGUGUCAGCCUUUAGUGGUCCACUGCUGACAUUCAAUAAAUUGUUUUAACAUUACUAUUUUUCAAAAAUGAAGUUGAUUGUUGAGUAAGUAGUUUAUUAAUUUUCUUAUAAUCUUCUCCAGUUUCAUUGUUUACAUCAAAACUUUCUGAAACCGUAUUCCAGCUUCUUUUCUGAAUUUAACUAGGUACUAAGAACUAAGAAAGUGUUUUUUUUCUUCAAAAAUUUGUUUUGCUUGGGUAUUUUUAACUUCAAUGACACUGUUUAUCUUAAUUAUGUUUAUCAUAACUGCACCUUUGUCGGUAAGGUCUAAGUUAAUGGGAAUCAUAAUUGGCCACAGAGAUCGUGUGACGCCAUGCAACUUCUAGCUAUUAUCUUUUGUGAAGUCUCAUGCAUAUUUAGAUCACAGAUCACCCAACACUGAGUAAAACUAGACACUCCAUCUAAGAUAUUGAUCAUGAUUAUUCUGGGAAAUUUCAUCAAAAGAACGAGAAUGUGCCAGCUAAGGCGGGGCUGUUGUAUUUACAUACCUGAACGGGGCUCAAUAUGCUAUAAGUUGAAAUAGGUAUACAUGUUAUUUUACCAUUUUGCAAAAUCAUAUGCAUUUUAUUCAAGAAUUAAAUGUGACACUCUUGUUGAAGCACCAUUUUUUUAAAAAUUUUGUCAGCAUAUUCUCAUUUAUGCCAUACCAUACACAAUAACAUGUUAAAUAGGUAGCAAUCAUCAUUUGAUUAACAAAUUAUAAGAAAAAAUGCUUUCAUGGUAUGUAUUUCUUAUCAAAUACAUAUUUGGCUGUAAGGAAAAACGAACUUUUGCGCAGUACAAAUGUUUUAUUAAUUGAAGUUUUACAUAUAUAUAUUUCAAUGGCAGAACAAAAAUUGAAAAACCAAAAAUACUGAAUAUCUUGAAAAAAAAACUUCUGAUUUAAAGUCCCUUUGAUAGCUUAGCCUCAAAUGCAUGAAAAAAUUUGAGUUGUAAACCAUUCAUUUGAUAGAGCAUGUUUUUUUUUUAUAUUGGGAGUGGAAAUUAUUAAAAUAUACUUUUACUUGGUGGUGAAGACUGAAGAUUAUAGUUAAACCCUAGAGAAUUGAGCCUUUCCAAUGUACUAUAAUGCCUUAAUGAAAAAUGAUGUAAUAAUAAUUAUUGUACUUACCUAUCAAUUGAUAAAAUAGUUGUAUGUAUUCUGAUUUGGGGAAUUACUGUCUGAUUUGAAUAUACCUACUCAAGUGCCCAAUUCGAGUUGAAAAAUUGGAUUGCUUCUGUGGAGAUUAUUUUCUAUAAACUCAAAUUGGAUUAACGCUUGCAUAUGGUGACUAUAAUCCAACAUAAAUAUAGACAUGACCCUUGGCUAUAUUGGCUGUGUACUGAUCAGGUCCGAUUCUUGACUUUGAAAGUAGCACUGCUCAAUAAAACAAUUAUUCUGUUGUUCACUAGCUACUUACAGUAACAGACCAAAACAUAUUUUCUCCUGGGCUGUUGCUUCCCGAUUUGAGGAUCAACCUUUGGCAUUAUAUUAAUUGAAUAUAUUGUUACUGUGUUUAUGUUUAAACUUCCAAUGAUUUAAUUUAAAGACAAUUUACCAGCAUAUUUUAGGGAGAUGGAUUGUAUAAACUCCUACAGUGUUUUAAGAAAUUGCCAACCUACAGAGUAUGAUGUCUAUUAGAAAAAAAGUGUUUUAUUUUUUCCUAAAUAGGAUAAAUGAGAAGCUCCUCCAUUUAGAGAUAUUAUAUACAGUUUAGUUUGUUGGUGAUUAGGACAAAUAAAUGUAUUAUAAGAUGUGUCUUUUUUUUUUCUAUUCCUGUUAAAGAAUUGAAUGCCAAACAUAGUGAGAUAUUUGAAUGUUUUUGUCUUCAUUAUUGACAAACUAAACUAAUAAUACUAUAAAAAUGUAGUGACUAAGUAUCCCAGUCAUCCAUCAUCCCAGACCUACUAUCAUCUCUUUGGCCCUCUGUAUGUUAUGGGGUGGACACCCUCGAUGAUUCUCCAAACAUUUGAAAUUAUAUGUAUUCACGUUUUAAUUUUUUUAAUCAGAAAAUUCACAGUACAGAGGGUAUGUGCAAAUCCACUGCAUUUUCCUCAUAAUAUGCAGUUGUAUUGCUUCUAGACGCAGGUAGCUAGAAUACCUAUGGAAUUGUGCUUUUAAGAUGAUGAGAAGAAAAUUGAGUUCCCAUUUAUCAAAUACUUUGCUAGCUACCUACGUUUCAAACUUCUUGGCCCUCUCCAGUACAACACAAGCAGAAUACCAAAUCAGAUACCAAGAUGGAUAUAACUACCAAAAUGCCAUCGCAGGUUUAUUGUCUGUUGCUCUAUCCAAUUAUGUCAAUUUCAAAAAUUAGUGAGAGUCAAUUCUAAAAAUAAGAGCUUACAGUUUAAAAUGAUACUAAACGUGUGGACUCGCCAAAUAAAAUGAGAUUAUAUUUCCUAAAAAUGGAAAUAGGCAAGCUCCCUUGUACACCACCAGCCCCUUUGUGUUUCUAACAGAAUGCCCAAUUUCAGUUGUAUAAACAAUUUUUAGAUUAUGAACUUAAAUUUAUUUUCCGAGAGCUUUCUUAUUUGGAUAGGAAGUUGGUUAUUUUUUUUUUGCCCAGAUACCUGGGGACAUUCUGACACCUCUUCAACCAAUAGAAUGAUGUGUUUGUGUCGGGUUUCAUAGCUGUGGACAUUAUUUGACACAUAUAAUUUAUUGUCUUGUUACAAUUCCAUCUUUAUUGUAUUGUUUUCUUCCUGUAUUUUCUCGGAUAAGCUCUGGAUUCGUUGAUAAAUGAAUUUGUACAUAAAUCACGUCGGUUCCCUGUUUGCCUUCGUGUGAAAAAAACCAGGAUGUAUUGGGAAGGAGAAUGUUUAAAAGGUCUUUAAAGUCCCCUUGCGAUCAUCCAGGACCAGGAAUCCCAAUCCUGCCAUAAUGGGGACAGCCUUUGUAUAAAAACAGAGGCACGACUACAUACCAAAAGGAUCGUUUAUUUAAAAAUGUCCUGCACCUCACAAGUUACGUAGGUAGAACCCUUUUCUAAUGCUUAUUUUAUUUUUCCUUUGCAAAAAAAUGGUUGAUUGAAAUUAGUAAACAGACAAUCAAUCUGUCAAAUGAGGUUUUGUAUGGGAGGGUUGAAAUAAAGACGUUACCUACUUGAUUUUAAUUUUAUUUAAUUUGAUUUCCUAUAGGCGGUUACACACGGACGUGAAUGUCUGAAAACAUGUACGCACAUACAUGAACGCGCAAACAAAAACAUCAAUGUGUAUGCAAAAUACCGUCGCGUUUUUGAAUGUGCAAACUGUAGAAUGACACUCAAAUGAAUUCUGGAAUCGCUAGAAAUUUUGUAUGCACACUCAGAAUACUGUAGCAAGAGUAGCAAGACUGACAGUUUUUUGCGAGCGUCUGUACAAAAGUGACAUGCACGUUGUUGUUUGCACGUAUACAGUGUGUCCCGCUUAAGGACUGACCACCCUUCUAAAAUGUUUAUUUUUCAAUUGAUUCAAUUAAUUUUUUUUUUGUCUUAUAGCUACUCGAAUUUGGCACUUAUUAGGCUCAUAAUUUUAUUUAUGCGGCUGUAAUGGUGUACAGGGUGUCCACAUUUAUAGGCUCAAAUUUCAAUAAGCACUAUUAGGGAUUUUUUUAAGAAAAAAUCUGAUAGCAGAUUCUUGUUUAGAUUGGCGUAAAACCCCAAUGUACUGAUUUUUGUUUCAAUAUGAUACAGGGUGAUCACAACAAAUUUUCAAAAUUUAAUGGACAAAACCGAAAAAAUGUCAUUUUUUGAGGCCUUGAGAACAACAAAACUUGAUACAACAUAGUUUUAGAACAUCCUUAACCGAAACUUGUGGUAAGCUUGCCUCUAAAUACAACAUUUUUGUGGUUUGAUUUCAUUAAAUUGUGAAAAUUUGUUGUCAUCACCCUGUAUCGUAUUGAAACAAAAAUUAGUACAUUUGGGUUUUAGACCAUUCUAAACAAGAAUCUGCUAUCAGAUUUUCUCUGAAAAAAUCCCUAAUAGUACUUAUUGGAAUUUGAGCCUAUAAAUGUGGACACCCUGUACACCAGUACAGCCGCAGAAAUAAAAUUAUGAGCCUAAUAAGUGCCAAAUUCGAGUAGCUAUAAGACAAAAAAAAAAAUGAAUUGAAUCGGUUGAAAAAUAAAAAUUUUAGAAGGGUGGUCAGUCCUUAAGCGGGAUACACUGUAUGUAUCAACCCAUCCACGUCCAUGUGUAACCGCCUUAUGUUUUGACUGGCUUGGCCUUAUUCAUGUGCACAGCCGAUAGUUAGCAUACAGUGUCACCUAUAAAACUUAUGCCAAAAUAGAAUGAUAUCAGGAGACAGUCAAAUAUGUGAUAUUAUGUUAAACAAAUAGUUGGAUAGCAUUAUAGGAAGAUUUAAAAUUGAAAACGUAUAAUGAAAUCCCAACCAAACAGUUAUAUUAUGUAAGACUUAACUCCUAUUUUGGCAUUUUUUCAACAUUCCAUAUUAUUUCAAUCACCUUGAACUAUCAAGUUCCAGUUUUAUUCAAGUACAAGAAAGAAGCAAACAAAUCCUCAAAUUUAACUAUAACAGACAUCUAACAAAAAUAUAAGAUAAUUCUACUCUAACCAAUAAUCGAUGUGAUGAUCUAUGAUUGUUGUUUAUAUUUUCACUUAUGAUUCCAUCCAGAAAAUAUGUAACUCAAGUCUAGAAGUACUGAUUUAUUAUACUAUUUAUAGACAGUAUUUUUUCAUAUUCAGAAGUCGCAGAAGUUUCCCAGUCAAACACUUAUGAUGUAAUGUAUAUUUGAAUGUCAAAUAAUAUAUUGUAUAUUUGAUAAAAAUCAGAAAAGAGAUUAUUAUAAAAACACCAGAGGUUAAGUUUUUUUUUUGGAUAUUAUAUUAUGUACAUUCUGAGAAACUUUAUAAACACAGCUGAAUAAUAGUAACCACAAUGAUCGUCAGUGUUUUUUUAGGAUGAUAGCGAAUUUUUAUAUACCUAAUGUAUAUAUUUAGUUAACCAACCAGCAAGAACCUGACUAUUUUAUUUAUUAUAUUUAUUUGUCGCGGUUAUUCUAUACACAAAACAUUCGUUAAUAUUAGGAAGAGUUAUUUGCUCAUAAGUUGAUCAUCCAUUAUUUUACCUCCAUAGAAGUUACUCUCUCUGUGGUGUAAAAAUGUGUUAAUGCUGCUACCAAAUUGUAGAAAUUGUUGAUACCCUGAGUGUCUAAUAAUAAAAUCAAACUAUAAUAUGCAACCAAUUUUUUUUUCUUAUGUAGAUAUAAUCAAGUGAUUUUUUUUUUUAAUUUGAAAUAGCGGGUAAUAUUUUAUAUAAAUUUGUUGUCUUCGUUGUUACAAAAUUGUUUAUAAUAUAAUAAUAAUCAUCAUCAUAGGCAUCCAUUCGCUAACGAUUAUCAUAAGAAUCUUGGACACCUUGCAACACAUAAGUAAUAUAUUUUUUUUUAAAUUAGCACAUUAGUUUCAUUAUCAUUAUUUUACUUAUGUGUAGUUUAGGGUAAUAUUUGCUAUAAUACUGAAUGUAUUUUUUAUAAUUAAAGAUCAAACAUUAGAGUCACAUUUAACUGUGACAAAAAAAAUCCAAGUUUACAUAGAAUUUUUUAUUUUUUUUUGUAUAAUGAGUAUUCUUAUUGAUUUUAGUUUAAAUUAUAAACUUGGAGGGUUAUGUACAAAUUCUUCCUUUGCUGUAUUUUAAUUUAUUCGAAGAUUAUAUUGAAUGCUCUAACAUUGAAGAUAAAUAAUUGGUGAAUUGAUUUAUCAGCGAUGUAAUAAACUAUUCUUUCAUAAGAGAAACGUAUCUUGGUUUCAAUCGCAGAAGAAAAUUUGGAAUUACAUUGUUUUAUACAAAGAUGAGUUUUGAAAACAACUCUGUUAGGUGUCAUUCGCCAUUUUAUUAUUUAGAGCACUCUGUAUAUAGGAGGUUUUUAGAAACCUUUUUGGCAAUGUCUAUCAAAAAAUAUAUUAUAUAUAUUAGGUACCUAACUCUCGCACAUGGUGUAAUGUAUUAUUUAUUAUUUUGUACAAAAUCAAAACAUAGCUUUUAUAAAACGCACUAAAAAGCAGAAAACAAUUAAUAUAUCUACAUAUUGUAAAAAUUUUAUCUUAACUUAGAAAAAAGUAAAUUAAUAAAAGCUGUGUGAAGAAUAUGAUAUGGGUAGGUUUAUAAUGAAAGUCUUUAGAACAGAAAUUGAAUACAUAAGGUCUGUUCCAACACAUCAAAACCGUCCCCUAAACGGGUUUGGAACCAUUCUGCUUACGUUUUGGACUCUCCACAUAGAUAAUUUUAGGUUUUGCGCAGAAUCUCGUGACGGUAAAUUGUAUGGUUUUUUGCUGUGUUGGAACAAAGCUAUAGUCUGUCUAAUACACCAGACACAUUUUUGUAUUUAUUUAAACUUAUGCAACAAGGACACUGCGUCAGGUUGCUUGUAAAUCUUAACAAUAAUUACCUCGCAAGUGUUGCUCUGGGGUAUUAGAUAAAAAAAUUGAGUUAGGUACCUAUAGAUUUUUGACAGGCCUUGCUUUUUUUUACCUAUUAUUGUUAUUAUUUUUAUUAAUUAAUUUAACAAAGUUCAUUCAAAGAUCUUUAUUUUUUUUGUCUGUUCAUUGUAGAAUAACUUUUGCAAUAAAAGUUUAUAUAAACAACGCGA
Messenger RNA from Ceutorhynchus assimilis (cabbage seed weevil), 10903 nucleotides. Lineage: Eukaryota; Metazoa; Arthropoda; Insecta; Coleoptera; Curculionidae. The record is from the annotation of a GenBank genome assembly.